UGCCGUUAGACAUAUAUAUACUGCGGUUUCACAGUCGUCUGCUCAGUAGUGCUAAAACGUACACGUGUCUGUGACAACCUCUGAAAUCCAGGAAUAAGGGAUAUAUUUGAUAUCAUGCACAGAGCCGCGAAAAGUGGAUUAGCCCGUGAGGCUCAAGAAAAGGUUCACAGUAAAUACUCUCCACAACUGGCUGGUGAAGUACUCCAAUGGGUCCAACAGAACACCGGGGAGUCAUUCAAUACUGAUGGUAAAAUGGAGAACUUCUGUGAUGUUCUGGAGGACGGAUACAUUUUGGGCAUUUUGAUCACGAAACUUGGCUACACCAAAAUAUCUGCCUCUCUACUAUCAAAACGACAAACUGCGCCCUUUAAAAAGAUGGAACUUGUAGGAAAAUUCAUCGAUGGAGUCCGAGCAUUGGGCGUGGAUGCUCACAACUCCUUUCAAACAGUUGAUCUGACUGAUAGAACGAACCCUAACCAAGUGGUUAUUUGUCUGGACGCUCUUGGUAGGAAGAUGGGAACAUUUGGAGUGAAGGAAGCUCAACAAAAUAAGCGACAAUUUUCAAAGGAACAACUUGAUGCUGGGAAAAAUGUUAUCAGCUUACAGUACGGUUCGAACCAAGGAGCAACCCAAGCAGGACAAAACUUCGGAUGUCAGCGACAUAUUUAUGAACCAGAGAAAAAGCAGUAGAAAUUUAAAAGCACAGAGCUUCAAAUUUUAAUCUGACACAAGGAAAUACAUUUUGCAAGAGUUAUAUGUCGAGAGAACAUUUCAGUUUAUACAUAAACUUUGUCUUAAAGAAACAAAUGUUCGGAGUUACUUCAUGGGAGAUUGAUAUUUUAUACAUGUGUUCAUUAAGCCAUCAGGUGGUACACAUAUGUGUUUUUUGGUUUGUACACGUGUGUAUACGUAAACACUGGUGCUAAACGUAAGGGUGGAAGUGUAUGUUUCUGUAAACUGUCGCAGAACACGUGAUGCAUGUGUACAUUGACACUCAUGUAGUCGGACAUCCGUUCUGAAGAGGAGCACAACAACAUCUUGGCCGAUAAGAGGAGAAAACGGUCUAAAAACUUGAAACGCUUAAGAGACGUGCGUAAGUUGACGGGAGAGUGUGCGAGAAAAUGGGGAGAUAUACUUGGAAACAUAUUCGUUCAGUUGACCAAUGCCUUACAAGUUCUUCAUAUUCUACAUGUUGCCUUCUCCAUUUGGGGACCAAAGUCAUCACUUAACUUGUUACUUACAUUUAAUAGAAAUAAAGAUGCAAUUUGAAA
Molecule: messenger RNA, 1271 nt
Organism: Ylistrum balloti
Lineage: Eukaryota; Metazoa; Mollusca; Bivalvia; Pectinida; Pectinidae
Product: myophilin-like
Exons: 4
Coding region: 115-690 (191 amino acids)
Molecular function (GO): protein binding
Source: RefSeq, a predicted model, not a curated record